Messenger RNA from Gossypium arboreum, 1274 nucleotides. RefSeq lists its product as uncharacterized. Gene Ontology annotation, molecular function: single-stranded DNA binding. The transcript has 7 exons. The record is from RefSeq and is a predicted model, not a curated record. Bases 384 to 1103 code for a protein of 239 amino acids. Gene Ontology annotation, cellular component: Shu complex. Gene Ontology annotation, biological process: double-strand break repair via homologous recombination. Lineage: Eukaryota; Viridiplantae; Streptophyta; Magnoliopsida; Malvales; Malvaceae.
UACCCCAAUAUUAAAGGAAGGGCUGGUGAAUCUAUACAAAUUAGGACUUUAGGAAUCAUAACAUCAUAAAAACAAUCUCUUUUGAAAUGAUGAAUCUUUUCCGAAUUAAUCAGAUCAAGGGUAAAUAUCAUUUAUGUCAUAUUCAUGUUUCAUGAUUGUGUAAGAAUUACAUAAAUAAAAAAUAAUUUAAACAAGGUUAAUAAUUUAUCAUUUUAGUGUAGUUCUUUUGUAUGUUUAUUGGGCUGUUUUUUGGUGCGCGUGUAUCAUGUUAGUAGUUGUAAAGAAGUAUAAAAGUCUAGCAUGGCAAUUAUCAGUGUUGCUCAACUCACUGAACACGGUAAAACACCCCCGUGCGAGCAGCGAGUUUAAGUUACGGCGGCAUCAUGCUAGAGAGGUUCUUUUUCACAAAACAAGGAGAUUUUCAUCCGCAAGAAUCUGACCCAAUUACACUUCUGUCGGGCCCCCCUUCCAGUGGUAAGACCUCAUUGCUGUUCCAGUUUGCAGUCAACUCAGCAUCACAGUGCAGCAAUGUCAAUUCUAAAGUGGUUUUCAUAUGUAGCCGGCGAAGGCUGGAAACCAAACCCCCUUACCUUGCCCAGGGCAUUGAUCCAGGUUGUGAUAUAUUUAAGCGAAUAAAAAUGAAAUAUAUUAAUGAUGAUGAUGAUGAGGGAAUCAAGAAGUACUUCGCUGCAUUUCACCUUAAGGAUACGUUUCCAGUUGCAGUUGUUGUUGAUGAUUUCGGAGAUUUCUUCUAUGAAAGGAGCUGUCAAGAGAGAUAUGGUAAUCCUCGUGGAAGAGACUUGGCAAUGGUUCGGACUCUAGCUUUGUGUCACAAUGCAAUAAUUUUUGCCAAUAAAACAGGGCCUUGCAGGCUUUUAUUAUCUGAUACGCACAAUGGGGAUUCUCCAAGGUCGCUAUUUAUCUACAAGAGGUGGAUUCGCACCAUUUUUACAGUCAAGGGUGAUGAUUCUGGAUCGUUUUGUUUGAAAUAUAACAAGUAUUCAGAAAGUGGGAGCUCUAAGGGCACAAAAACAGCCAAGUACUCCGUAGCGUUUCAGUAUUUGUUGUUGGAGGGGAUUACUGAGGUUGAUGAUGAGGAGUGAUUGAUUUUGUAGGUGAUUUGUGCAAGUUGCUUGGAGGGAUUAAUGAUGAUCGGUGAAUAGUGAUGAUUUUCGUUGGGUUGAUUUCUUUCACUAGAAAUGCUCAAAGAAAUCUGCAAAUUGAUAUUAUUGACAAAUGUUUAAUGUGCAUUCAAGUUGUGCCUUAAUAUAUAA